Messenger RNA from Epinephelus fuscoguttatus (brown-marbled grouper), 2655 nucleotides. It is a transcript of the gene s100b, whose product is annotated as S100 calcium binding protein, beta (neural). The transcript is spliced from 3 exons. The record is from RefSeq and is a predicted model, not a curated record. Lineage: Eukaryota; Metazoa; Chordata; Actinopteri; Perciformes; Serranidae. Bases 96 to 386 code for a protein of 96 amino acids. Gene Ontology annotation, molecular function: S100 protein binding; RAGE receptor binding; calcium ion binding. Gene Ontology annotation, cellular component: cytoplasm; nucleus. Gene Ontology annotation, biological process: positive regulation of canonical NF-kappaB signal transduction; positive regulation of cell population proliferation.
CAGUAUAAAGUCUGCUGUUCAUCCUCAGCCUCCACCCGCUGGACUCCAACAAACACAACUUCAGCUUGAACUCACAGCGAGGUGAAAGAAGACAGAUGACAAUGACCGACCUGGAGACCUCGAUGGCGACCAUCAUCGCCGUGUUCCAGAAGUAUUCAGAAAGAGAAGGAGACAAACACAAACUGAAGAAGAGCGAGCUGAAGGAUCUGCUCAACGACGAGCUGCCGGAUCUGAUGGGGCAUGUGAAAGACCAGGCUACACUCGACAGCCUGAUGGAGAGCCUGGACGCCGACGGCGACGCCGAGUGCGACUUCCAGGAGUUCAUGACAUUCAUCUCCAUGGUUACCGUCUGUUGCCACGAGUUCUUCGAGCACGAGGACGAGUGAAGGAGGAGGAGGGCAAGCAGGGAGACAAAAGAGGGGGAGCUACAGUAAAUUAUAAAGAAGGAGAAGAAGCCUAGCAACGCACAACCUGUGGGUGCAGUCGGCGCAGCGCAGGCUGGGAACACAACUCCAGCCAGCAGCCAAAACAUUAUUGGCUGGUGGCUGGCAGACAGUCCAGUCUAGUAGCUAAAAUCAACCUUGUUCUUUUUCUAUUUGAGUCUAAAUACCUAGAUGGCUUGUAAAGGCUUCAAAAAGGCUUUGGGAUUUUAGUGUGGCUCUGAAGUUUGUUCCAAAACUAGACAAUGAUUUCUAAAAGUAGCUUCUUCUGUACAUCAGAUGCUAGUUGGCUGCAGAAAUUGGUACUUUUUGAUCGCCACUUUAGCAUAAUUCCCAGUCUCAUUCUUUAUAUCAAACUGUUUAAAACAAUUUAGAAGAGUUAGCUAGAUUUUGGCUACCAGCUUUGGCUACCAAGAUCUGCCAAAAUAUGGUCACUAAUUCAAGUUUCCUCUGGUGAAAGGGCCAGUAAAGUUGUAAAAAGGACCAGUAAGUUUGUCCACACUUAGUCAAGCAGCCUCCAAUCAUUCUUUUGAGAUUUCACACAUGGUAUUUUAGGAGGCCAGUAAAUCGAUAAAACCCUAUUAUCACGAGGUCAGUAUAACCUGGGGAUCUUGAAACAGACACUGGGGAGCUGAUCGAAGGCCUUGUCCACACGAACGUGGCUAUAUUUGAAAAUGUAGCCUUUUCUUAUGCAAACUGCUCUUUAGGUCACUGAAAACUGAUCUCUGGAUGAAGUUGUUUAGAAACUCUGUUUUCAGCCCAGCUGCCCACCAUUGUCGUUAGACGUUAAUAUUUCAAUACGUUCUUACACCAACUCGUCAAAUACCUCCACUUUGUUCGUACAAGUCAAAACACGAUACGCUAGGUAACCUUUUGCAUCUGUUUUGAUUCAAAAUACACUUCUGUUCUCACAGGAAAUGUACAGUUUCUGCUCUUGAUGUGCACACUCUUAUUCUUAAUAAACUUACAACUAGGGAUGCAUGAUAUUAGAUUUUUUGCCAAUAUCGGAUAUGCCGAUGUGUAACAACUCAUUUGACCGAUAACUGCUAUCGAUAUAUUGUCCCCACCUAAUUUUAGAGAUCAUCAAGUCUCCUCUGUAGUGGAAUUAACAUCAUAUUAUACAUGCAUGCGCUUAACGUGACGGCCCACCAUCAGAUGGAGACAUGAAAUAUAAUACGUAUGUAUGUAAUAGUCAUUCAUGAGGCGAAUUAAGGAAAAAGUACGUUGGCCGAUUCUGACAGCUCAUUUAAAGCUAAUAUCCGCCUAUGCCGAUGACACACCGAUAUUAGCGUGCACGUCAAUUUGACGUAGAAUACUGGCGACAGACUCCGUUGGUAUUCUGUUGUUUACAGCUGCAUUGUUAAGUGACCAAAAUCCAACGUCUUCCAUGCCAGCAUCAUCUUAACGUAGAAUAAUCGCAUUUUAUUGUGAGGUAUGUGGAACAAAACCCAAUGUCUGCAAAAUGUUGUCAUGUUAACAUCCACACAAUGUGAAAUCCUGACGUCGUUAAACAUUUGAAAUAUUGAUUCCAACCAAAAUUUGACGUCUGUCCAACAUCUUUCUGACGUCAUAUAUUCUUCACCUGGCUUCUGGGUUCGGGUUAUAUCUCCACUUGUUGGUUUGGCGCGCUCUUGACAGCCCUUUGAUUGUGUUUUCAUGUGGACAGGGUAUUUUUUUUUUAGUCCCCUGGUAAUACUGGGCUCCUGUGAAUAGGGCUUUAGAAGCACCUGUGUGUUUGCAAAACCUUAUUGACUAUCAAAUAUUGAAGGCGACUUGCAGGUUGGUCGUUGGCUAGCAAAAGUUUCAAAGUGGCUUGUGAGUUUCAGUUCAGCUAGAAGCCACUUUGGAAACAACAAUUUAGACAAAAUCUUAAAAAUCUAGUUGACUAUCAAAAAUUGAAAAUGACUUGCAACUUAGUCUUCAAGGUUUAAUUGGUUAGUAAAAUGUUGAAAAUGGCGUCUGAGGGUUUUUAUUUUUUACGCUAGCUUCCAGUUCGGUAAAAACAUUGUUUAGAAGGUUUUUUUUGUUUUUUGAGAUACUUCAUAUUUAGGUAGCUGGUAGACAAGUAAUCAACGAUUAUUUGAGUCAUAAUAUGUUGCAGAUGUUUAGCUGGCUGCAGAAAUAAUCCUAAAAUGUUGAGAUUUAGUCGCCGCUGUUGUCUGUAGCCAAACAAUUCAACCUGCUAGAGUAAAAAAAAAAAAAAAAAAUCUUGUUU